AUGCCGACUGAAAAGAAUCCUCUGUUGACUGCAGCUGCUUCGUCUGGUCUCAUCGGUGUUGUUGCUGGAGCUUUUGGUGUACAUUAUCUUCGUGACCGCCUCACCGCUGCGAAGCUAUCUUCAUGGACAAGUGCAGUGCAGUUCAAUCUUAUUCAUUCAGCAGCGCAGCUUGCUGUAAUUGCUCUCUUAAAUCGUGAAGAUCCCCAAACCCCUGCAGCAAAACAUCUUAACCGCGCAUCUCAACUAAUGCUUACUGGGACUGUGCUUUUUUCUGGCUCUAUCUACGCUUUGUGUCUUGGUGUGCUACCCAAGGUUAUGGGUCCUUUGACUCCCAUUGGCGGUAUAUCACUGAUGUUGGGAUGGAUUUCCGCUGCGCUUGCAGGCCUCUGA
Molecule: messenger RNA, 390 nt
Organism: Trypanosoma theileri
Lineage: Eukaryota; Euglenozoa; Kinetoplastea; Trypanosomatida; Trypanosomatidae
Exons: 1
Coding region: 1-390 (129 amino acids)
Source: RefSeq, a predicted model, not a curated record